Molecule: messenger RNA, 492 nt
Organism: Sugiyamaella lignohabitans
Lineage: Eukaryota; Fungi; Ascomycota; Dipodascomycetes; Dipodascales; Trichomonascaceae
Gene: ROT1
Product: Rot1p
Exons: 1
Coding region: 1-492 (163 amino acids)
Biological process (GO): budding cell apical bud growth; 'de novo' protein folding
Cellular component (GO): endoplasmic reticulum; endoplasmic reticulum membrane
Source: RefSeq, a predicted model, not a curated record
AUGACAGCCCAAGACCCGAAAUGCCCGUCUGGCGUGUUGUUGUUUCAACAUGGCAAGUACGAGAUCCUGAGUAACGGGUCUCUUUCAUUGACUCCUUUCGUUGUUGACGGCCGACAGCUGGUGUCGGAACCCUGUACCUCGGACACCGCUAAUUACAUGCGAUACAACCAGUCGGAGUUUUUCAAGAGUUUCGAUGUCCAAAUCGACGAGUAUCAUGGCCGUUACCGCUUGGAUCUCUUCCAGUUUGACGGCUCGCCUUUACCACCUCUUUACCUGGCAUACAAACCUCCCAUGAUGCUGCCUACCGAGACCAUGAACCCCACUGCUGCCGGUCAAGCCACGUCCACGAGCACGGUGCAAAAGGUCCGUCGAGCUCUGGAAAACAGAGGCAAAACCACUGCUGUUCGCAAGGACGUGCCCGAUCUCCGUGGCCUCUGGUGGAUCGGAGUGUCUCUCAUCUUCGUCGGUGCCACUGGUUGGUACUGUUUGUAA